CAGGAGUGGGAGCAGCUUCGGUUGCCCUUAUUGUGUAUGGGACCUGCUGUCAGCUUUCUCUGCUGCACACAAGCUUCCCAUGCUGUUAGGACCCCCAUCCCUGCAGCCUGGACACUGGGCUAUCUUGUGCUCCUUGUAUUACAGUCCUGCUCCCUGGGUGGUACCUGGCAUGCAUUGAGAUCUGGAAGUCACAUUUGGCUGGGUACCCCUGUAGACACAGACUGACCACAUGGCACCCUGGGAGUCCUGCACAGCUGUGCUCCUGAUGGCAUGGGUGGCUGCAUGUGCUGCCAAGGGGCAGCUGAGUUGCAAAGAAGUCCGAGCCAGUUUCUCCUCCCUGCAGCCUGGGGUGAGAUGGGUCCCAGAGUCACCUGUGCCAGGAACUGAUCUACAAGUCUGUGUCACUAAAACCUCUACCUGCUGCUCCAGGAAAAUGGAAGAGAGGUAUCAGGUUGCAUCUCGUUUAAACUUGGAGCAACUCAUCCAGAGUGCCAGUGCCAAACUCAAAUUUCUGAUCAUACAGAAUGCUGCUAUAUUUCAAGAAGCCUUUGAAAUUGUAAUACGGCACGCAAGAAAUUACACAAACAUGAUGUUUAAGAACCAUUACCAGAACAUCUCAUCAAGGACAGCUAAGCUUGUGGGUGAAUUAUUCACAGACAUUUCACUAUACGUGCUGGGGUCAGACAUAAAUGUGAACAAUAUGGUGGAUGAGUUUUUUGACAGCUUAUUCCCUGUAUUAUACGGUUAUUACCUAAACCCAGGAGUCCAGGAAUCCGUGGAAAAUCUAGAAUGCCUUCGACUUGCAAGACGGGACACCAAUGCUUUUGGCCAGUAUCCCAAAACUAUCAUGACUCAAGUAUCAAAGUCCUUGCAAGCGUCUCGGGUUUUUCUGCAAGCUUUAAAUCUUGGCAUUGAAGUGAUUAACACCACUGAUUAUUUGAAAUUCAACAAAGAGUGUGGAAGGACACUGGUGAAAAUGUGGUACUGCUCCCACUGCCAGGGUAUUCUGGUGGCACAGCCUUGUGGUGGCUACUGCGGACACGUGAUGAGAAGUUGUUUGGCAAGCGUGGUUGAUAUUGAUCCCCACUGGAAUGAGUAUAUUGCUUCAGUAGAGCGCCUUGCUAAAGAAAUGCACGGAAUUUAUGACCUGGAACAUGUUCUUCUCAACCUCUUCUCGCUAAUUCGUGAUGCCGUGGUACAUGUCGAGAAGAACAGAGGGAAAAUGUCCACAGCAAUAAACAAAAUAUGCAACCAUUCAAAGCAACGAGUAGCAAGGUCGGUGCACAAAGCGAGAGACUCGCAUGUUAAUAGAAAAACGUUCAAGUCUCAUCCAGAGCACGAAGAGACCCUUUCUGGAAAAAGAAGGGAAUUUAUUAUGAAAUUGAAAACAUACAGCUAUUUUUACGGCAAUCUCCCCGCACUCAUGUGUCGUCAAAGUUCUGUUGUUGAAAAUGAUACGUCGUGCUGGAAUGGACAGGAGCUGGUGGACAGAUUCAGCCACCACAACGUGAAAAACGGAUUAAAGAUGCAGAUGAGCAACCAUGAUGCAAAAACCAGAGGCUCGGAACCUGUAAUCAAUCAAAUCAUAGAUAAAUUAAAUCAUAUCAACCAGAUAUUGAAAACAAUGUCAAGCCAACGACGAAAAAGCGGCGGCAGAACCUCGGAAAAAGAGGAGCCAGGGAGCGGCAACUGCGAUGAUGAAGAUGAUUGCGACGUUGGUUCUGGAAGAGAGGGGUUAAGAAUCAGGAACCAGCUGCGCCUUAUACCAGAUUUGGACUAUGAGCUGGAUAUUGAUGACAUGCCACUCAAUAAACAAAUUCGGAAUCAGAAGGACCAGAACGGAAGACAGACAACCGGCCUUCAGUCUGGGAGCAGCAAGGCUGGAACUUCUUUAACCAAACUCUUUCUACUCAUCAUAAUCACCCUCUUGGGGCCGAUGUGAAAGAUUUAAACCUCUUGAUUUAAUGCCUAUCUUACUCUAGUAGCUGAUACAUUGCUAGCUGUAUUUACGAUUUAUAACAACAUUUCUCAAACCAUUGUAAAGAAUCUUGGGAGCCAACAGAAUUUUAUAUAAUAAAUAAUUAUUAUUAAUCUAUUAAUAAAGACA
This is a messenger RNA of Spea bombifrons (plains spadefoot toad), 2107 nucleotides long. It is a transcript of the gene GPC3, whose product is annotated as glypican 3. Gene Ontology annotation, cellular component: plasma membrane; extracellular region; cell surface. The transcript has 8 exons. Gene Ontology annotation, biological process: regulation of protein localization to membrane; cell migration; positive regulation of canonical Wnt signaling pathway. NCBI's taxonomy places the organism in Eukaryota, Metazoa, Chordata, Amphibia, Anura, Pelobatidae. Bases 230 to 1942 code for a protein of 570 amino acids. The record is from RefSeq and is a predicted model, not a curated record.